Molecule: messenger RNA, 4853 nt
Organism: Coffea eugenioides
Lineage: Eukaryota; Viridiplantae; Streptophyta; Magnoliopsida; Gentianales; Rubiaceae
Product: CLIP-associated protein
Exons: 21
Coding region: 308-4618 (1436 amino acids)
Biological process (GO): microtubule cytoskeleton organization
Cellular component (GO): cytoplasmic microtubule
Molecular function (GO): microtubule binding
Source: RefSeq, a predicted model, not a curated record
CCAACUGCUCCAACAACAUUGACAGAUCAGCCUCCCACUCUAAUCCUGCAUCCGCUCCUCCGUCAAUCUAGCACAUCCCUUUCCUCACCCAAAUUCUUACACCACACAGCACAUACUGCUACUCUCUCUCUCACACACUCACUCACUCACUCACUCACUCACACUGUCUUCUUCACUUUCCUUCUCCAUUGCAUCACUGCUCCGCCGAGUUCCCUCUUUCCCCAUAGUCCCCAUUCCCACUCAGAUCUGAUAUUCGUCGCACCAGAUCGGAGCCCUAACUUAUAACUCCUAGUUUAAUUCCAAAAAGAUGGAGGAGGCACUGGAAUUGGCGCGUGCCAAGGACACCAAGGAGAGAAUGGCGGCUGUGGAGAGGCUUCACCAACUUUUAGAAGCUUCCAGGAAGAGCUUAUCCUCCUCGGAAGUUACGUCGCUUGUUGAUACCUGCUUAGAUCUCUUGAAAGAUAAUAAUUUUAGGGUUUCGCAGGGCGCUCUUCAAGCCCUCGCCUCUGCGGCGGUACUUUCCGGUGAGCAUUUGAAGCUUCAUUUCAAUGCCUUAGUUCCUGCCGCUGUUGAGAGACUCGGAGAUGCGAAACAGCCGGUUAGGGACGCCGCUCGCCGGCUUUUACUUACUCUAAUGGAGGUUUCUUCACCAACAAUUAUUGUUGAAAGAGCGGGGUCUUAUGCUUGGACACAUAAGAGCUGGAGAGUACGAGAAGAAUUUGCACGUACAGUCACCUCAGCAAUUGGUCUUUUCGCAUCCACUGAGCUUCCGCUUCAACGUGCUAUUCUUCCUCCUAUUUUGUACAUGCUGAAUGACCCAAAUCCUGCUGUGCGUGAAGCGGCUAUAUCAUGUAUUGAGGAGAUGUAUAAUCAGAUUGGUCCUCAAUUUCGUGAUGAGCUUCAGCGUCAAAAUCUUCCUGCAACAAUGGUAAAAGAUAUCAAUGCCAGAUUAGAGAGAAUUGAGCCAAAAGUAAGGUCAGCUGAUGGACUUGUGAGUAAUUAUGCUGCUAGCGAGAUCAAGUCUGCCAACCUUAGUACUAAAAAGAGCAGUCCUAAGGCCAAGAGUUCUACACGUGAGGUAUCUCUCUUUGGAGGUGAUGGUGAUGUCACAGAAAAACCUGUAGAGCCCAUCAAAGUUUACUCAGAGAAGGAGUUGGUUCGGGAAUUUGAGAAGAUUGCUUCUACCCUUAUACCAGAUAAAGAUUGGUCUAUCCGAAUUGCAGCCAUGCAAAGAGUCGAAGGUCUUGUAAUUGGAGGUGCAACUGAUUAUCCAUGCUUUCGAGUGCUUCUAAAGCAACUUGUUGGGCCUCUUAGUACACAAUUAUCUGAUCGGAGAUCUAGCAUAGUGAAGCAGGCAUGCCAUCUAUUAAGUUUCUUAUCGAAAGAGCUUUUGGGAGAUUUUGAGGCUUGUGCUGAGAUGUUCAUUCCAAUGCUUUUCAAGCUUGUUGUAAUAACUGUACUAGUCAUUGCAGAAUCUGCAGAUAACUGCAUAAAAACGAUGUUGCGAAAUUGCAAAGUUUCUCGUUCACUUCUUCGAAUAGCUGAUUCUGCCAAAAAUGACCGCAGUGCUGUUCUUCGUGCAAGGUGUUGUGAAUAUUCACUUUUGAUAUUGGAAUACUGGGCUGAUGCCCCUGAAAUACAACGCUCAGCUGAAGUGUAUGAGGAGCUUAUUAAAUGUUGUGUUGCAGAUGCAAUGAGUGAGGUAAGAUCAACUGCAAGAACAUGUUUUAGAAUGUUUGCAAAAACUUGGCCAGAGCGUUCCCGUCGCUUGUUCAUGUACUUUGAUCCUGCUAUACAAAGGAUUAUAAACGAUGAGGAUGGUGGCAUCCACAGGCGUCAUGCUUCUCCUUCUGUUCGCGAAAGGAGUUUGCAUAUGUCCUUUACCUCUCAUUCAUCUGCUUCCAACCUACCUGGUUAUGGAACUUCUGCCAUAGUUGCGAUGGAUAGAAGCACGAGCUUAUCCUCGGGGACAUCUAUCUCGUCUGGGCUUUUUCUAUCACAGUCUAAGUCUUCGUCUAAAAGCACAGAACGUAGCCUUGAAAGUGUGCUAAAUGCAAGCAAAGAGAAAGUUACUGCUAUCGAAAGCAUGCUCAGGGGUCUAAAUUUAUCGGAAAAAAGCCGAUCAUCCAGUUUGGAUCUAGGAGUUGACCCACCAUCGUCUCGUGAUCCGCCAUUUCCUCUUGCUGUGCCAGCUUCAAAUAGUCUCGCAAAUGCUUUGGCAGUGGACACAACAUCUGGAAUGUCAAAAAGUAAUAGUCACAAUGGGGGCCUGGUUAUGUCUGAUAUAAUCUCUCAGAUUCAGGCUUCCAGAGAUUCAGGUAGACUAUCAUACCGAGGUGGUGCAGGCAGUGAGUCAUUGUCAGCAAUUUCAUCGUAUUCAGCCAAGAAAGUUGAAAAACUGCAUGAAACAGGUUUACUGGAAGAGAAUUUUGAUUUUAGAGAAGCCAGGCGAACUAUGAACUCUCAUGUUGAAAGACAUUAUGCAGAUACACCAUAUAGAGAUGGCAAUUUGAGGGAGUCCCAUAAUAGUUAUGUUCCCAAUUUCCAAAAGCCGCUUUUGAGGAAGAAUGCAGCUGGACGAAUGUCAGCAGGCAGGAGAAGGAGCUUUGAUGACAGCCAGCUUUCACUUGGUGACAUGUCUAACUUUGUUGAGGGUCCUACAUCACUCCAUGACGCACUGAGUGAGGGGCUCAGUUCCAGUUCUGAUUGGAGUGCAAGAGUUGCUGCGUUUAAUUAUCUGAGGUCUCUCUUGCAGCAAGGUCCACGUGGAAUUCAAGAAAUUGUGCAGAGUUUUGAGAAAGUGAUGAAAUUGUUUUUCCAGCAUUUGGAUGAUCCUCAUCAUAAAGUGGCACAGGCUGCUCUCUCAACGCUUGCAGAUCUGAUCCCAGCUUGUAGAAAGCCCUUUGAGAGUUAUGUUGAGAGAAUACUACCCCAUGUUUUUUCUAGGUUGAUUGAUCCAAAAGAAUUAGUAAGACAACCUUGCUCAAGUACAUUGGAAACCGUUGGCAAGACAUAUGGUAUAGAUUCUCUUUUACCAGCAUUGCUUCGAUCAUUGGAUGAACAGCGUUCUCCAAAAGCUAAACUGGCUGUUAUUGAAUUUGCAAUUGGUUCAUUCAACAAGCAUGCAUCUAACACUGAAGGUUCUGGUAAUAGUGGAAUCCUAAAACUAUGGCUUGCAAAAUUGACGCCAUUGGUGCAUGAUAAAAAUACAAAACUAAAGGAAGCAGCAAUUACAUGUAUCAUAUCAGUGUACACCCACUUUGAUUCAGUAGCAGUUUUAAAUUUUAUUCUCAGCUUAUCAGUUGAAGAGCAAAAUUCCUUGAGGAGAGCCCUUAAACAGUACACCCCACGUAUAGAAGUAGACUUGAUGAAUUUUUUGCAGAACAAGAAACGCUCAAAGUCUUUAUAUGAUCCUUCUGAUGUCAUUGGAACUUCUUCUGAAGAGGGAUAUGUUGGAGCCUCAAAGAAGAAUCCUUUGUUGGGAAGAUAUUCUUCAGGCUCAAUCGACAGUGAUGGGGGUAGAAAGUGGAGCUCUGCUAAAGAGUUAGCUCAUAUCACAGGCUCUGUGAGUCAACCAUCUGAUGAAAUUCAGGGAUAUUUGUAUAAUGGUCUAGAGACUGGUUCCAACAAUGAUGUCAUGGCCUCUAAUUCCAAGGAUGUGAAAUACAUAGCCAAUGCCACCAGUGAGAGUAUUGGAUCAUGGACUAGUAGGGAUCAGAUUGGAGGUGUUGACAGCACUGCUAAUGUAGAGGCUACUUCAACGCCUCGUGCGGACCUGAAUGGGUUAAUUGGAUCAAACCAUCAAAGGGUGAAUGUGUUGGCAGCUGAUAUUGAAACAUCACUUCAAGUGGUACAUGAUUCUCCAAGAGUUGCAGCUUUAAAACCAAACUCUGCUUUAGAAACAGGGCCAAGCAUUCCUCAAAUUCUUCAUCUUAUUUGCAAUGGGAAUGAUGGAAGUCCUACAAAAAACAAGCGUGAUGCACUUCAGCAGUUAGUUGAAGUUUCUGUAGCGAAUGAUGAAUCUAUUUGGAGCAAGUAUUUCAAUCAGAUUCUGACAGUUGUAUUGGAAGUGUUGGACGAUUCUGAUUCGUCAAUCCGGGAACUUGCUCUUUCCCUUGUAGUUGAAAUGCUAAAGAAUCAGAAACAUGCCAUGGAGGAUUCCAUUGAGAUUGUGAUUGAAAAGCUGCUUCACGUUACAAAAGAUAUUGUUCCAAAAGUUUCAAAUGAAGCAGAGCAUUGUUUAACUAUAGUCUUGUCACAGUAUGAUCCAUUUAGAUGUUUAAGCGUUAUUGUCCCUUUGCUGGUUACUGAAGAUGAAAAAACUCUCGUCACUUGCAUAAACUGUUUGACGAAGCUUGUCGGGAGGCUGUCACAAGAAGAUUUGAUGAGACAGUUAUCUUCAUUUCUGCCUGCACUUUUUGAUGCUUUUGGCAACCAGAGCGCUGAUGUUCGUAAGACUGUUGUGUUCUGUCUUGUUGACAUCUAUAUCAUGCUGGGGAAAGCGUUUCUUCCACAUUUGGAGGGGCUGAACAGUACUCAACUGCGAUUAGUAACUAUCUAUGCAAACAGAAUAUCACAAGCCAGGACAGGUGCUCCUAUUGAUGCUGGGCAUGAUUAACUGCAACGUGCUCUUGGUUGGUGCGGAAAUUUAAUUUUGGUUGUUCAUUUUGUAAAUUGUGUGAUAUAAUUCUCUUGCAGGGUGGGCCUAUUCUGUAUUUUUUAUGUAUAAGGUUUAUUUUCCAUUUUUGACUUAUUUGAUUGAGUUGAGGAGAGUGCCUGGUUUGGGAAACAACCUUUUUAGAAUGUACAGACGCCAGUAAUGAAAUUCACAAUUUUUUGGGAUCUUGGAUUUA